Messenger RNA from Osmerus eperlanus (European smelt), 1935 nucleotides. RefSeq names its product medium-chain acyl-CoA ligase ACSF2, mitochondrial-like. Gene Ontology annotation, biological process: fatty acid metabolic process. Lineage: Eukaryota; Metazoa; Chordata; Actinopteri; Osmeriformes; Osmeridae. The transcript is spliced from 15 exons. The coding region runs from base 22 to 1851 and encodes 609 amino acids. The record is from RefSeq and is a predicted model, not a curated record. Gene Ontology annotation, molecular function: medium-chain fatty acid-CoA ligase activity.
UCUCACAGCCUGCCUGGAACCAUGUCUGCUCGACUCCCCUCGUUACUACUCAGGUCCUACUCUCACAACUUAUGCCUCAUGAGUGCACGCACAUUGAAAAAAACAUGGAUUCCCAUUAACACGAACUGGCUCUGUUGUCGCUCCCUCAAUGUUGACAGCCCCCCGCACGUCCCCACCCUGACCGGCAGCUAUGUCCACGGCACCUCCUCGGUCUCCCUGCUCCCUCUGACCGUGGGCCAGAGCCUGGACGCCGCAGCCCGUCGCUGGCCUGAACGGGAGGCCCUGGUCUUCCGACAGGACGGCAUACGCAAGACCUUUGCCCAGUUCAACCAGGACGUUGACCAGGCAGCUGCAGGCCUGCUGGCCCUGGGUCUGAAGAGGGGAGAGAGGCUGGCAGUUUGGGGGCCCAACACCUAUGAAUGGCUCCUCUUCCAGUUUGCCUCUGCCAAGGCUGGCAUCAUUCUGGUAUCAGUGAACCCAGCCUAUCAGCUGAAGGAAGUGGAGUUCACUCUGAGGAGGGUCCAGUGUAAAGCAGUGGUGUGCCCAACCCAGUUUAAAACCCAGAAGUUCUGUGAGAUAUUGCGGGAGAUCUGUCCAGAGAUUGACUCAGGGGCAGCAGGGUUGUUCAAGAGUGCCAGACUGCCAGACCUGUGCAUGGUGAUACUGACGGACAGCAGACAGCCAGGCAUGAUCCACGUGGAUGAUGUGAUGCAGGCAGCCUCCGGACAGCAGCACCAGGAGCUGCAGGCUCUGCAGAGCUCGCUGUCCUUUGACGACCCCAUCAACAUUCAGUUCACAUCAGGCACAACAGGAAGUCCGAAAGGCGUCACUCUCUCCCAUCACAACAUCGUCAACAACGCCUAUUUCAUGGGCCUGAGAGUAGGGUACAGCUGGAGGCCUCAGGUGCGGGUGUGUAUUCCAGUGCCCAUGUACCACUGCUUUGGCUCCGUGCUGGGAGGGAUGUGCAUGGCUGUGCACGGAAUCACGCUGGUCUUCCCCUCCACUGACUACAGCGGCCGUGCCAGCUUGCAGGCCAUUCAGGAGGAGAGGUGCACAUUUGUUUAUGGGACACCCACCAUGUACAUUGACAUGCUCGGGCAGCCUGAUUUCGAUAAGUAUGACCUGUCCUCCGUUGAGGCUGGGAUCAUGGGUGGAUCUCCAUGUCCUCAGGAGGUGAUGAAGAAGCUGAGGAGAGACAUGAACGUGAAAGAGAUGAUGAUAGCUUAUGGUACCACGGAGAACAGCCCUGGGACGUUUCUGGGUUUCCCAUUGGACAACGAGGAGCUGAAGAUGAACACCAUUGGGUGUAUCCUGAAUCACACUGAGGCCAGAGUGGUGGACCCCUCCAGUGGGCAUUUGGUGCCUUUGGGAGCCUCUGGAGAGCUUCAUAUCAGAGGCUACUGCGUGAUGCUAGAGUACUGGGACGACCAGGACAACACCAGGGCGUGCAUCUCCACAGAUCGCUGGUACAAGACCGGGGACAUCGCCCGCCUAGACAGUUUCGGAUACUGCCGUAUCGAGGGCCGCAUCAAGGACAUGAUCAUUAGAGGAGGGGAGAACAUCUACCCUGCCGAGAUAGAGCAGUUCCUCCACGCACACCCCAAAGUCCAGGAGGUGCAGGUGGUGGGAGUGAAGGAUGAGAGGCUGGGAGAACAGGUGUGUGCCUGUAUCAAGCUAAAGGAGGGCCAAACUUGCAGUGCGGAGGAGAUCCAAGCUUUCUGCAGGGGCCAGAUUUCUCACUUCAAGAUCCCCCACUAUGUGGAGUUUGUGGAUGGGUAUCCUCUGACAGCCUCCGGGAAGAUCCAGAAGAACAACCUGAGGGAGGCCAUUGAGAAGAAGCUGGGCCUGUGACACCUAGGACCUUAGAGUGGGUCAAGCUGCAGACACACAAGGCUGAUAGACAGACAGAGGCUGGAAGACUCUGGCCUGUGAUCU